CUUGAGGUGAGAUCCCGUUUUUUGUAAGAACUCGUAGAUUUACAGCAAAUAAGACAUGCCAAGUAAAGUGAUUUGCAGUGAGAUCCCUUGUCUGGAUAUAACUUCUAGUUUUACCAAAAGUGAUUGUUAUGCUUCACCAGAGAAUCGUCAGAAAAGCAGUUUCAAGUACCACCUGAUGAGGAUGAGGUCCAUCUUGAUACACUCUUUACACCCCCCCUUGCGGAAGAUCGCCAUAAUGCUGGGGAAACGGACACAGACCGCCCCUUCCAAAGGCCCCGGGAACACGCAGACUGCCCCGCGUGCAGUCGAGGUUCAGCCGCCCCACGAGGAAAGGAUGGUAUGGAGAAGGGGUAAAUACAUCAAGCACACACUUCAGAGCGAUUACGUCAUAGUGCACGCCAUGGCAGACGAGCACCAUGCCAGGCUGAUCCGGGGGAAGCUGGAAAGCAGCGUGAGUGACGUGGUCGUCCUAGGCUCGUGGAGCAUCAGCUUGGGAGACCAGGUCCUCGAAGCGUGGGAGCGGAUGCUUCGCAACACCACGACUGUCUUAGUGUUGAUGUCGAGGGCGCUGUGCUCGGAGAGGCUCCCCGCCUUGACGUCUAUGACAGCGGUACUGGAGCUCGUGACGGUCGUGCCGAUUUUCGUCGAAGACAUCCCUAGGGGUGGGCUGCCCGAUGGAAUCAACAUGUUGCGGUACCGUCAGGGAGUGGACCUGUAUCGGCUUGGGCACGACGCCAGCGUGGCUGAACUCACUCGCCAUACUUCAGUGAUAGCGCGGUACGCUAGAGAGAACGCUUCGCUCAGGAAACUGCAGAAAAUUCGUCUUUAGUCUGUAAAACGACAGAUAACGCUUGUCUGUGACUCAAAAACGGACAUGCAUAUGAAACGGAUCUGGUGGAGCAUUAAACCGGUUUCUAGUCAGUCCAACGAAUAAACAUUGAUUUUGCAGAGGAAAAGAGAGUACUUACAUGUAUAUACUUUGACUAGACCGUGUAUGAGUGUCUGCAUAGGGUUAUUGAGACGCGUGUACGCGUGAGAUACCUUGUCAGAAUACACCUAACUGAUGAAAUUAUAUACUUUGUAAGUUUACAUUGGUGCCAUUUUUAGGAUAAAAGUGCAUUUAAUUUACGCUGCUUUGUGUAUUACCGCCAUAGGUACGUGAUUUCGUAUUGUAGGCGUAGCAUUUAUGACAUAUUUGUUGUUCAGCCUUUCACUGUUCUUUUUUUUUUUAUUUGCCCACUACAUGUAAUUGUCCCUUUCUCUCUCUCUCUCUCUUAUGUUCGUUUUUGGUUACCUUUGCAUAUUUGAAUAUAAUGUUGGUUUAAUUUUUGUGAUUAGAUAUUCUUGGCUAAUUAAUUCUGAAGGAAUAUUCUUACAUGAUUAUUUGGCUUUGGAUAUGCGUUACAUGAAGAUAAUAAACUGUGAUUGAA
This is a messenger RNA of Penaeus indicus, 1430 nucleotides long. RefSeq lists its product as uncharacterized. The record is from RefSeq and is a predicted model, not a curated record. NCBI's taxonomy places the organism in Eukaryota, Metazoa, Arthropoda, Malacostraca, Decapoda, Penaeidae. The transcript is spliced from 3 exons. Bases 56 to 829 code for a protein of 257 amino acids. Gene Ontology annotation, biological process: signal transduction.